Molecule: messenger RNA, 510 nt
Organism: Ixodes scapularis (black-legged tick)
Lineage: Eukaryota; Metazoa; Arthropoda; Arachnida; Ixodida; Ixodidae
Exons: 2
Coding region: 87-452 (121 amino acids)
Molecular function (GO): oxidoreductase activity
Source: RefSeq, a predicted model, not a curated record
CGCUCCUCCUCCCCAAUAGGGUCCUGCUGCGCAAGCUUUUGCUCCACGUGUUCCGAGCUGCAGUGCGCUAACAACCUUGGCCACCGAUGUCCCCCGCAGGUGCGGAAGCCGGUCCACUUCCACGGCCCGGACGAGACGCUUCCGCAGUGGCUGGCAGCGCUGCACGAGCACGUGAUUCGUACCGCCACAAGCCGUGCGGCGUGGUCGCCUACAGCGUCGGCAACGGGGCAGGCCUGGUGGCUGCGGCGCAGUUGCGGAGUUUCCUGGGACAGCUCGGCAUGAUCACGCUGCCCUUUAGUAGCGUCAAUGCCAAGAUACAAAAGUCGCUUUCCGAGGACGGCACCCUGCUCGACGAGGAGUUCGCCAGGGGAAUCAACAAGAUGCUCGGCGAACUCGAGUGGUACUGCACCGCGCUUAGGAACCACAAGGACGUGUGCGGACUACCAUCCUAGCAGGAUAGUUAUACUUUGUUUUGGGCACUGACGGGCUUCCACCUCUUCUGUACAUAUA